CUACAUUACAGUGAGCGAGCUUGUCGAAAAGCAAACACAAUUUGGAAGUAAAGAAGACUUUCUGGAAUUAGUUUUGGCUGUAUUUGAAAAAAGACAAACGAAAGCCCAUAACCUAGUUAACUUUGUGACAGACGGAAUGUGGACAUAGUCGUAGUCAGAGCCAUGGCUGACAAGAGAAAACUACAAGGUGAGAUCGAUAGAUGUUUGAAAAAAGUAGCUGAAGGUGUAGAACAGUUUGAAGACAUCUGGCAAAAGCUUCACAAUGCAGCCAAUGCAAACCAGAAGGAAAAAUAUGAGGCUGACCUCAAGAAAGAGAUUAAAAAACUACAGCGAUUGAGAGAUCAGAUAAAAACAUGGGUGGCCUCAAACGAGAUCAAAGACAAAAGGCAGCUAGUCGAGAACCGCAAACUUAUAGAGACGCAAAUGGAGCGGUUCAAGGUGGUGGAACGUGAAACAAAAACAAAAGCCUACUCUAAAGAAGGCUUGGGGCUCGCUCAGAAAGUGGAUCCAGCUCAGAGGGAAAAAGAGGAAACGGGACAGUGGCUAACAAAUACAAUAGAUACUCUAAAUAUGCAGGUGGAUCAGUUUGAAAGUGAGGUUGAAUCUCUUUCGGUUCAGACGAGAAAGAAGAAGGGCGAUAAAGAUAAGCAGGAUCGUAUUGAGGAGCUCAAGCGGUUGAUUGAGAGGCAUCGAUUCCACAUUCUCAUGUUGGAGACUAUUUUACGAAUGCUGGAUAAUGACUCAGUACCAGUGGAUGCAAUCCAGAAGAUCAAAGAUGAUGUUGAAUACUACAUUGAUUCCUCCCAAGACCCAGACUUUGAAGAGAACGAGUUCAUAUAUGACGACUUAGACCUGGAAGACAUACCAUUAGUUGCAACUUCUCCAUCAGGUCAAGGCAAUUUGGAGGAUGAGAUGUAUCUCCACUCCAGCAGCACUCCUACUUCCACAACCUCCUCUUCACCUAUUCCUCCAUCCCCGGCCACUUGCACUGCUGAGAACUCAGAGGACGAUAAGAAAAGAGGACGAUCGACAGACAGUGAAGUUAGUCAGUCACCUGUAAAGAACGGCACCCCAUCCUUGCUAUCGUCAUUCUCUUCCUCCACCACCUCUGGCUCCUCGUCAUCCUCCUCCCUUGUGUCCAUGGCGAGUGUUGUCGGAGGCAUUCCCAUUGUUCCCACAAGCAACAGUCUUAUAGGGAGCUUCAGCAGUGCGGUGCAGCAACAUCAGCAUCAACCUGCACAACAGCAGCAACAACCUCAGCCAAUCAACCAACCGCAGCAGCAACAACAACAGCAGCAGUCACCUCAGACAAAACCCUCUGCCCCCUCAAACAACACCCCCAGCCCGCCCAGCAACCCUCUUCUCCCAGCCUCAACUGCACUGUCUCUCCCCCUGCCCAGCACACCAAGUUCAUCAGCUCCCAACUCUCAGUCUCAGCUCACAUCUGUCUCCACGCCCACAUCCAGUUUGGGACUCGGGCUGGGGCUUGGAUUGAGCAAAAUUGGCCUGACGGGGACCAGCAGUGCCAACCAGAUGUCUGGUUUUGGCCUGGGUGUCCACUCGUCGCCUUUAAACACAAUGGCAGGGCUCAUUUCAGGCUCCACACCUGCCCCAUACGCUCAGGCAGCAGCAUCAGGAGGCUUGGGUUUAAGCAGCACCACCCAGUCCAGCAUUUCAGUAGAGAGCAGCACUUCCAUACCCACCUCUGGCUCCAGUGGAGUCACCACCAACGGGGCGGGGGUAGGGCUCGGUCUUCUGGGUUCCAGCCCGGCCCACAGCUCUUUGAGUGGGAGUAUUCUGGGUCUGGUUCCUGGGCAAAAUGUAGCCCCAGGUGCCUCUCAGUUACCCCCAAGUUCUGUCAGCACUACCCCUGGAGUAGUAGGCAUGAUGGGAGGCAAUGGAGGGAAUGUCAGCGUGGUUGGAGGAGUAGGAGUGAAUGCUGCUCCUGCUAGACCACCGAGUGGACUGAAGCAAAAUGGAAGCACAAGUUACAGUGCUGUAGUGGCGGAGAGCUCCACAGAAUCAGCUCUAAGCACACCGAGCCAGUCACAAAGCAGCCAACCCUCAUCCCUCAGUUCUUCAACCAGUCAGCCGAUGGACAAUGGUCCCAGUUUAAUCAGCUCCAUCACCCUGCCUCCCAGCUCUCCGUCCCCCUCGUUCUCAGACAGCACACCUGGAGGAGGUAGUCUUCUCAACGGGCCCCACUCCUACACACAGGCCUCCGAGGCUCUCAAGGCCCCUGAACCUCUCAGUUCUCUGAAGGCGAUGGCUGAGAGAGCAGCGCUGGGAUCAGGCCUGGAUGGAGAGAUUCCCAACCUGCACCUAACAGACAGAGAUAUCUUCUCUAGUUCAUCUGCAGCGCCCGGCACACCUGCCGCCCCUCAGCCGUCCGUGUCGGAGGUCAGCAUCCCCCCCUCGCUCGGGGUCUGUCCACUUGGCCCCACCCCUCUCCCCAAAGACCAGCUCUACCAGCAGGCCAUGCAGGAAUCAGCAUGGACACAUAUGCCACACCCCUCUGACUCUGAGAGAAUCAGGCAAUACCUGAUGAGGAAUCCGUGUCCCACCUUGCCUUUCCACCAUCAAAUACCACCGCACCACUCUGACUCUAUAGAGUUCUACCAGAGGCUGUCCACAGAAACCCUCUUUUUCAUCUUCUACUACCUGGAGGGCACCAAGGCUCAGUAUUUGUCUGCCAAGGCUCUGAAGAAACAGUCAUGGAGGUUCCACACCAAGUACAUGAUGUGGUUCCAGAGGCACGAGGAGCCAAAGACUAUAACUGACGAAUUUGAACAGGGCACUUACAUUUACUUUGACUAUGAGAAAUGGGGCCAGAGGAAGAAGGAGGGGUUCACCUUUGAGUACAGGUACCUCGAAGACAGAGAUCUGCAGUGACGGACGGAGUGACACAAAAGGACAGAGAGAGACAAAACGUGCUGCUGUUGACAUUCCGAGACUGAACUUCAAACUGUGGAUAGAGAUUGUGAUGUGUAGUAGAAACCCUCUCCUAAAAUGGAGACUGGUGUCUGUAUAGGCUGCAUCUCAACGUGAAGUCCUCGCUCCUCCUGUAGCGCUUUGCUUUUGACAAAAAUGCCCCGUGGGCCUGAUCAAAUGCAUCACGCUGCUCGAGCUGGUAGGGUUCUCACUAGAGAUCUGCGUUUGUGCCUGUCUGUGUGCACACUCAGUAUGUGGCAUUAGGAAAGCCUACCCCAUGCAUGUUUCUCAUGUUUUGUUUUGUUUUCCGUUUCAACAAGAUUCUCUAUACCACCUACCCAACAUGAGCCUGGAAGCCUUUGACUUGACACGAAACAAACCUUGGAUUUGAUAAAGUAAACUGCCCAUCUUGUAUUUACAGUAAUUUGGUGGAGUAGAAUGGGGAGGUACAGUGGACAUUUAGUCAUGGUGUGUAGGACUGGCUUCUUUUAAGACCCUACGAUGCCUGUUGAAUAUGGUCACUAUUAGAGAUAGUGAGCGGUUAUCAAUAGUUUUUAUUGAUAUUGUCUUGGUCGAUUAAAACGCUUAUUGAGAGUGACCACAGGGCCUCUCCCUGUGACAGGGAAAGAGUCCUUAUUGGACAUGGAUUAAAUUGCUAUGCAAUUGAACUGGUCUCUGACUCCCUCUCUUUACAAAUAAAAUGUUUUUAAGUUAACCUGUCAGAAAAAAUGCAUUAUUAUGGCGCAUUCAUGUUUGUGACAAAUUAAUAAACUUGUAAAAUAAAUCUUAAAAAUAGGGUUUGAGACAUUUUAUCUAUGUGAUGUUUGAUAUGUACACCAUUGAGUAAUUCUCAUCCUUAAUGCAAAAGGCCACGGUAACAGUAGCGAAUGUACCUGUACCAAAAAUCACCUUUUAAUUACUCUUAAAGUACACGGAUAGCAUUAGAUAAUAAGUCUGUGAUUGGUUCAAGUAAACUUCCCCCAUUUAAUUAAGAUUUUAUUCUGUUGUUACUUCAUCCUAAAAAUCCACUGUUUACUUUACCACCUGAUAUUUUAAGUAAAACCCUAUACAGUGAAUGUGCACUGAAACUGUUUACAUGUAGAGUGAAAACACAGAUCCUAAAGUUCUGUUAAGAAAUGUCUACUUUGCCGUGGUUGUUCAUGUGCUACACUGAAGAACAAUAAGAUUUAAUCUAAUGUGGGACAGAUCCCACCUUUUCAUGGCAGUUUAAAUGGGGAGAGUGUUAAACUGAAUCAGAUUUUUCCAUUUAAGCAACCAUGAAAACUUAAGAUCUGUACUGCAUUUAAAAUUCCAUGUUGUGUGUGAUUAGUUUCAGGCUUUUUGAGGGGAGGGAAGGGGGUGGGGGUUUGGAUUGAGGAUGUGAAAAAAAGGAAAAUACAGCAAAGUCAUGAGAUUUGCCUUUUAUAGAUUCUAUUUUUUGGGCCAUUAAGGUUUUCAGAAAGAGAUGGUCAGUUAAGAAAUUGCUAAAAUGUGACUUUCAAGACGUAUUUACAAUUCUUUCUCAUCACAGUUCUGCAUGGAAGAUGUCAUAAACGGGGGUAUAACGAGGAUUGUAAAAUUUCAAUAAAUACUUUUAAGAAAUUACAAGUCAGUGUGUGUUGUAAAGUCCUGUCAUUCCUAAACAGAAUAUGGAUUCGCAAAUGUCUGGUGGCCAAUU
Molecule: messenger RNA, 4609 nt
Organism: Anoplopoma fimbria (sablefish)
Lineage: Eukaryota; Metazoa; Chordata; Actinopteri; Perciformes; Anoplopomatidae
Gene: cnot3a
Product: CCR4-NOT transcription complex, subunit 3a
Exons: 18
Coding region: 163-2892 (909 amino acids)
Biological process (GO): regulation of DNA-templated transcription; regulation of stem cell population maintenance; nuclear-transcribed mRNA poly(A) tail shortening
Cellular component (GO): nucleus; P-body; CCR4-NOT core complex
Source: RefSeq, a predicted model, not a curated record